CGGGACCUUGCCCUCGCCCGCUUGCUCGCUAGUUUGCCCAGUACGCGUUUGCCUAACUGACUCACUGCUCACAUUUUCGAGUGGAAAACUUUUCAAAGUUGGACAAACAAUACAGCUAGAGAGUGAACUUCGCUGUAACGGGUCUGGCCAUCCUUUACCGGCCACCGCCAUGCCUCUGGUGAUCAGGAACAUUGAGCCGCGGUACGUGUGCCGCCAGCCCAUCCCGGCGAGCAUCCGCAGCGAGCUGGAAUGCGUCUCCAACAACAGCCUGGCCGCCGUCAUCCGCCAGCUCGGCUGGCUCAGCAAGCAAGCCGAGGAUGUAUUCAGGGGGCUCUUCAAGGAGGCCGAAUUUUUUUCGGACCGGGUGGAGGCGCUCGGGCAGCGAGUGGACAACCUGCAGUUGAAAGUCACCCAGUUGGACCCCAAAGAAGAAGAAGUAUCUUUGCAGGGCAUCACCACUCGCAAGGCCUUCCACAGCAGCCUGACGCAGGACCAGCAGAUGUUCACCCGGCCCUCGCUACCCAUGCCCGUACAGGACACCUACGUUACAUGCGACCCGCCUCCGCCGCUCAACCAUCUGAGUCCGUACCGCGACGAUGGAAGGGAUGCUCUGAAAUUUUACACGGAUCCCUCGUACUUCUUUGACCUGUGGAAGGAGCAGAUGUUGCAGGACACCAAGGACAUCAUGAAGGAGAAACGAAAGCACAGAAAGGAGAAGAAAGACCACCUGAACCAGCGGACCCUCAACCCGCGUAAGAUCAAAACCAGGAAGGACGAGUGGGAACGCCGCAAGAUGGGCGCAGAAUUUGUGGUGCCCAAGAAUGAGAUGAUGAGCUCCUUGGACGGUCUGAAUGGCAGCUUGGGAUCCGGGGACGAGGGACUGGAUUUGAGCAUGGACUCCUACGCGUACGACCCGCCGCCACCGCCCGGCUCCGAUGACGUCCUGCCUCCGCCACCCCCCGACAUGACGUACGGUGACGCCGGCAACCACAAGCGCAUCAGUAUCCUGAGCCCCAACCACCCGCCGCCGGCACCCCCCGUGGCCUCCCCUCCGGCCAACUCUCGCCCCCACCUCUCCCCUCCUCCCGCCCCUCCUCCCCCACCCCCAUUGUCAGGUUUCGGGGCACCACCGCCUCCCGCCGGCUUUGACGGCCCUCCUCCCCCUCCCCCGCUCUUGUCCCCGGGCGGCUUCACUUCGCCGCUCGCUCCUCCCCCGCCGCCCGCCAUGUCUGGCAUGGGCCCACCUCCCCCGCCGCCCAUGCCCACCAGCGGAGGCCCUCCUCCUCCGCCGCCGCCCCCUGGCCCACCACCGCCCCCCUCCUUUGGCGUGCCCGCGCCCCAUCCUCCCGCCGCCGCGCCGGCAGCGCCCAAACAGCAGCCGGCCCCCGAGGGCGACGCCCGCAGCGACCUACUGCAGGCCAUCAGACAAGGCUUCAACCUGCGCAAGGUGGAGGCCCAGCGGGAGCAGGAGAAGCAAAAUCACUCUGGCAACGAUGUGGCUGCCAUCUUGUCGCGCCGCAUCGCCGUGGAGUGCAGCGACAGCGAGGAUGACUCGUCUGAGUUUGACGAUGACGAGUGGUCCGAGUGAAGGCGCCUUCCUCGUGCGUCGCCUCGUCUUCAGGUUAGCACAGAAGAUAAAGUCCCACCUCAUCACAAUCACAUUCCUUUAAUUCUUCUUAUUUAUCAAUUCAAGCUUGUUUUUUUUAUUGCUUUUUUCCUGCUUUAAUGAGAGCAUGUCCACUAUAAGCAACUUGUCGUCUAUCAAAGAUAAAAAUAUAUAUAUAUAUAGAUUUUUUUUUUUAUGUGGAAGCACAUUUAAGAACCUUUUUUUUAAUCACCUAGCAGUUUGAAGUAGAACCCAUACACAACUUGACAUGGAAGUAGCCAAGUGACAAAAUUGUGGGGACCGCCUGCUUCUCAAAUGCCUUUUUUCUUUGCUUUUUGCUACAUAAAAUUUCAAAUUUGUAUCUUCACGUGCGGCUAGUUUUUCCAAAGUGACGAUGUUAAUUGUUUUGUUUAUGCUCCCAAAGACUGUCAAAAAAAAGCAUAUAUAUUAUCUGGGUAAAAAAAUAAAAUGAAGAGAAUACAUUUGCA
Molecule: messenger RNA, 2094 nt
Organism: Syngnathus acus (greater pipefish)
Lineage: Eukaryota; Metazoa; Chordata; Actinopteri; Syngnathiformes; Syngnathidae
Gene: wasf2
Product: WASP family member 2
Exons: 9
Coding region: 170-1588 (472 amino acids)
Biological process (GO): positive regulation of Arp2/3 complex-mediated actin nucleation; actin cytoskeleton organization
Cellular component (GO): cytoskeleton
Molecular function (GO): actin binding; protein kinase A regulatory subunit binding; Arp2/3 complex binding
Source: RefSeq, a predicted model, not a curated record